Macadamia integrifolia is the source of this 2148-nucleotide messenger RNA. RefSeq lists its product as uncharacterized. The coding region runs from base 463 to 1797 and encodes 444 amino acids. The record is from RefSeq and is a predicted model, not a curated record. The transcript has 5 exons. Lineage: Eukaryota; Viridiplantae; Streptophyta; Magnoliopsida; Proteales; Proteaceae.
UAACUCCGUCAAAACUAACGCUACUUCCCCGCCCUACUGGGAAACCAACCGACUCCCUCAAGACCCUGACGGUGCCAUUAUUCCGUUCAAAACUUUAAACAACCUCUCUCUUCUCUUGCCCUUAAUCCCUUCUCCUUCUCCAUAACCCCUCCCUCCCUCCAUAUCGUAGUCCACCCAAACCUCCAAGAUGAAGAUGAUGUGAAGAUCUCUCUCUCUCUCUCUCUCUCUCUCUCUCUCUCUCUCUCUCUCUGUGGAAUCGAGUUCGCUUGGAAAUCGACAACUCUGAAAAGAAAAAGGAAAAAAAAAAGAUUAGGCGUAGUUGAUCUUGUUGUUCCACCUAUGGUCGUCAAGCUCUGUUCAAUUGUGCGAUAGAGAGGAACUAUUGGACUUGAGCAUGUGGGGGAAUGGUUCUGGAUGAAUUAUAAUAACUCGAUAGACUUUUGCUAUUGUAUGUGAGUGAGGAUGGGUUCUGCCUGUUGUGUUGCUGCGAAGGACUGCACUAUACCUAACAGAACCAGCCCUGAAAUCUUACAUAGGAAUGCCAGAUAUUCACCAUCAUGGAGCUUUCGGUGGGAGAAUCGGGGGCGUGUAGCGGGUGAAGUGGAGAAUCAUAUAGAUCAGUUUUCUCGUGGAAGCAGUGGGAAUUUUUGCCUGGAAAUAAAGGAACAUAGGGAUGUGGAAAUGGGAGAUGUUUCUGAUGGAGGAAGUCCACUGGAGAAUUUUCGAACACCCACUCGGCAGAAAUUCCCUGUUCACGAAGGAACCGCUGUGAAUCUGAGGACUCCAGCUCCUGAUCCAUCCUUGGGAAACGAUUUGUCUACUGUGGUGAAGGAUUUAAGAGAAUCAUCUGCAGUUGCUGACCCUCCAGUAUCAAUGGUUUCAUUUUCUGUAGCUUCAACCUCCUGUUCAUCAACAUCCAAACCAGACCCUUUAUCAUCUCAGAGCCACACUCUUCCUACCGACUCAGCUCCGUCAAUGCAAGCCAACAGUUCACCUGGACACCAUCUUGUGAGGCAGGUCUCCCAAAACCAAAUACCUGGAUUGAAGUCACCAAACAACUCAGUGUCUGAAGGAAGACAAUCAUUUGUGUUUUCUAUGUGCAGCAAUGACCCUACAUUGGGCUCCCAAGGAGGCUCUUCAGAUGGUUGGUCCAUGCAAGCCUUCUCUGAGCUCGUGGCUUCUUCUCAAAGAGAAAGGUGGUCGUUUGACUGUGAUAGCAUGUGCUCUAGCCGUGGCAAGUUAACCAGAUCCAAUAGUCGGCUGUCAAUGUCUCCAUCUGUUGAUAUGCAAGCAUGUGGAGUAUGCUCAAAGCUUGUGACAGAGAGAUCUAUAUGGAGCAACCAGAAAAUAAUUGCCACUAGUGAGCUCGCUGUGGUUGCUGUUCUUGUGUGUGGGCAUGUGUUCCAUGCGGAGUGUUUGGAGCAUAUGACACAUGAGAAGGAUAGAUAUGACCCUGCAUGCCCGUUGUGUAUUGCUGGAGAGAAGCAGGUUUAUAAGAUGUUCCGGAAAGCAUCGAGAAUGGAAGCAGAUUUGAGGGCAAAGAACAAUAGGAUAUCCAGAAACCAGGUCGUGGAUAGUGAUUUGGAAGAUGACUCUAUCGUACCUGACAACCAGAAAGGUAGUGGACGGCAGGGAAAACUUCUAAAGUUGGGUUCUAGCUCCAGCAUUAGGAGUUCCUUCGGGAAGCCUUUCUUGAGGCGUCACUUCUCACUUGGUUCAAACAGGAGUAGAUCAUCCCUGUUGGAAAAUGAUUCUCCUAGAAGGAAGGGGUUCUGGGCAAGAUACCGAAAGGAGUAAGCGCCCCAGCUGGUAAGAGGAGUGAGUGCAGCGCUGCAGCUCCAUCUCUUAAAUGUUUUGUUCCUUUUGUCAUUCCAAAUGGGGAUUACUGGAAUCACCAUUUCCUUCCCAAUGCUCCUAAUAAAUAGUGUUCUUCAUUGCUUAAAUGUAAUUUCAUUUCCUGGGGGGAACACUUGGGAGCUUCUGUUUCAUGCAGAGAUGCAAGUAAACCCCAACAAUCAACUACCAUCCUCACACCUUGCGUGAUUGUAUUCCAAAUCUUCAAGUCUCGGUAUGACUUGCAGUGUUUUCAAGAUGGCCUAAGUGUGAACAUAUCAAUUAUAUUAUCUAUUGAAUCGUUGAUUAUAUAAA